Pyricularia grisea is the source of this 1910-nucleotide messenger RNA. RefSeq lists its product as uncharacterized. Bases 60 to 1070 code for a protein of 336 amino acids. The transcript is spliced from 3 exons. NCBI's taxonomy places the organism in Eukaryota, Fungi, Ascomycota, Sordariomycetes, Magnaporthales, Pyriculariaceae. Gene Ontology annotation, cellular component: nucleolus. The record is from RefSeq and is a predicted model, not a curated record. Gene Ontology annotation, biological process: maturation of SSU-rRNA from tricistronic rRNA transcript (SSU-rRNA, 5.8S rRNA, LSU-rRNA).
CUUACUUCCUCGCCUCCACCGCCUCGUCGCAAACAAGAAAAAAAAUAAAUCGAUCAGCCAUGGCCCCAAUAUUAGGAAAGCGCAAGUCUAGGUCGCAAGAAAUAGACAGUGCGUCUGUCGAAGAUGCGCAGGAAAUAUUUCGCCGACACUUUGAGGCUCAAUUCGCGCCCCUCGCUGGAGCAUCUCCAUCGCGACAAACAACCCAGCAAUGCAAUGAUGAGGACGACGACGAGGAGGACGAAGAUGAAGAGUCUGUAAUCUCAGACCUGGACUCGGAUGGCGACGGGCCGGACGAGUGGGGUGGACUCUCUGGAGAUUCGGAGGGGGAUCUCAGUGAGGACGAUGACAUGGACGACGGCAAAGAGUCCAAUGUGGUCGAAGUUGUGGACUACUCGUCAAAUGCGCCGAGCUUAGAUCCGACACUGUCAAUGUCGAAAAAAGAACUCAAAGCCUACAUGUCUUCAAGACCACCAUCCUUGACAAACGACGACAAAAAACCAAAAGAACCGCCCGCAAGGACCAAAAAGAAACCAGGAAGCGACCCCGAAGACUCGGCCGACCUGCUCGCAAACGACCUCGCCCUCCAACGCCUCCUGUCCGAAUCCCACCUCUUGAACCAGGCGGCCGGCAACCUCUCCUCCUCGUCGAUGCUGCUAUCCUCGGUGUCGGCCUCCAACCCGACGGCGGCGAAAUCGUUCGCCGAGGGCCGCCUCCGCCGAAAGACGACGGACCUGCGCAUGCAGAACCUCGGCGCCAAGGAGUCCAUCUUCAAGCAGAAGAGCAUGCCCAUCGCGAUGCGCAAGGGCAUCGUCAAGGCCGGGGCCGACAAGGAGGCCAGGAGGAGGCGGGAGGCCAAGGAGUGCGGCGUCAUUCUGGAGACGGCCAAGAGCAGUGGCGACAGGAGGAGGCCUGCGAGCAGCACCAACGGCAACAGGCGCAGCAAGGACGUCGGCCUGCCAGGCGUGGGAAGGAUGCGCGGAGCCGAGUUGAGGAUCAGCGCCAAGGAUAUACGGGACGUGGAAGGGAGGAGGUCAACCGGUGGCGAGAAGCGGAGGAAGAGGAGGAGGUAAUGUCCUCGUCGUGCCCGCCGUGACGGCGACUGUGACGUGGGGACGAAGGGGGCGUCUAAGAUUUACUGCUGUCAUUGCAUACAUGUGGCGGUCCAUCACUACGCCUUCAAACUUUCUAUGCUUUCUUAAUGAGCCGGCAAACGUCCAAAAACCCAAUCGCGAGACCUUAAUAUCAGACUUCCCAGCGAUGUUGCCACACGCGUCAUGCGAGAGCGGGGUCAGAUCGACUGGUACUGGACUCUGGAGGUGGCUGAGAUAUACUGACACGAUGGCACAAACCAGUCAUUUCGGUUGCAAGUCUCGGCAGACAAUGGGUACCAACUGCAAUAGGUAGACAGGAUGCUCAUCUGCAAUCCACUUGGGCACCAAACGAAGAGACAUAAUCUGGGGCUGAUUAGAGAUGUGGGCCACUGCGUUUGGGUUUCCACAAGAGGCUUAAGGGCGACUUGUGGGACUUCCAUGAUACAAGUUCAAAGCAUCAGCGGCAUCGUGGUUUUGAUCGGCCCCAAACAGCCUCAAGGAAACCGAUCUGAGUAAUACCAAGCCUGGCUGCCCUACGGUGGUGCCAUCUUUUCAGGCUUACACCAACGACGACAGGCCCUGAUGCCGAAGGGCAGUCUUCGCUAGCUACAUGAAUUCCAACCUUCUUAAAAAGAAAUCCUGCUAGCUUUUUAUGUCGGAAGUUUACGGGCCGGUGCUUUGUUGAUAUCGAAGACCCUCUUCUCUUCAGUCUGCCCAGAUACAGUGCGACUAGACAUGGAGGCCGUGCGGUGUGAUGUCCGAUCCAAUAUCACAGUGGCACCAGCCGAACAUACAGAGUAGAGAAUUCACGCAGUAAGC